Messenger RNA from Dicentrarchus labrax (European seabass), 6916 nucleotides. It is a transcript of the gene prkcz, whose product is annotated as protein kinase C, zeta. The transcript has 18 exons. Gene Ontology annotation, molecular function: protein binding; protein serine/threonine kinase activity; ATP binding. The record is from RefSeq and is a predicted model, not a curated record. Gene Ontology annotation, biological process: protein phosphorylation. NCBI's taxonomy places the organism in Eukaryota, Metazoa, Chordata, Actinopteri, Moronidae. The coding region runs from base 216 to 2018 and encodes 600 amino acids.
UUGACAACUCCUCCGCCAGAGAAGGCUCUAAUGUCGACUAAACGAAAGAAACUUCAAAGUAGCUCGACAAGUUUUGUUUAAAAGUGUCGGACCAAACGUUACUCUUGUCCGUGUAAUGUAAACCUUUGUCUUCCGACGGGAGCGGGAAGUACGGCUAGUUUGGGCCCGUCCAGUUAACGUUGGGCUGCUAGUUGGGAGGUCCACCAAACUGUACCAUGCAUAUGCUAGCGUCAAACGGAACCAUAAUGGACUUGGAUUCGGAGUUGGUGAAAAUGAAAGCACACUACAGCGGGGACAUGCUGAUCACAGACUUGGCAGCCACGGUAACCUUUGUGGAGUUGUGUGAGGAGGUGAGAACAAUGUGCAGCGUUGCCAAGCAGCAGCCCAUCACGCUCAAGUGGAUCGAUGAUGAAGGGGACCCUUGCACCAUCUCAUCACAGAUGGAGCUGGAGGAGGCAUUUCGCAUUUACAAUCGGACUAAGAGGUCUGGGCUGCUGCUGCAUGUGUUCCCAAGUAUCCCGGAGAGGCCUGGCAUGCCCUGCCCAGGAGAGGACAAAUCGAUCUAUCGCCGCGGGGCCAGAAGAUGGAGGAAACUCUACCGAGUCAACGGACACCUCUUCCAGGCCAAGCGCUUUAACAGGAAAGCCUACUGUGGCCACUGUAGUGAAAGGAUAUGGGGGCUGGGCAGGCAGGGCUACAAGUGUAUCAACUGCAAACUGCUGGUCCAUAAGCGCUGUCACAGACUCAUCCCUCAGACCUGCCAAAGGCUUAUGGAUCCAGUCAUGCCAUCACAGGAGCCCCCGUCAGAUGCCAAGAGCGAAGAGGUGGACCUUCCACCAGAUGAUACAGAGGACACGGACGGGAUACCAUUUUUACCGCACAACUGUACAGUGGAUAAAACCGAGGAUGCAGAUACAGAGGACAUCAAAACAGUAGUGGACGGCAUCGAUGGCAUUAAGCUGUCCCAGGGCCUAACUCUCGGGCUGGGUGACUUCGACCUGAUCCGGGUGAUCGGGCGCGGCAGCUACGCCAAGGUCCUGCUGGUUCGGCUAAAGAAGAACGAACAGGUGUAUGCCAUGAAGGUGGUGAAGAAGGAGCUGGUCCAUGACGAUGAGGAUAUCGACUGGGUGCAGACGGAGAAGCAUGUGUUUGAGCAGGCGUCCACCAAUCCAUUCUUAGUAGGCCUCCACUCCUGUUUCCAGACAGAAAGUCGGUUAUUUCUGGUGAUCGAAUAUGUGAACGGUGGGGACUUGAUGUUUCAUAUGCAACGACAAAGGAAGCUCCCUGAGGAACAUGCAAGAUUUUAUGCUGCUGAAAUCUGUAUUGCUCUGAACUUCCUGCAUGAAAAGGGCAUCAUAUACCGUGAUCUGAAGCUGGACAAUGUUCUCUUGGACCAUGAAGGACACAUUAAGCUCACAGACUACGGCAUGUGCAAGGAGGGGAUUAGACCGGGUGACACCACUAGUACUUUCUGUGGAACACCCAACUACAUUGCACCUGAGAUCCUUAGAGGAGAGGACUAUGGCUUCAGUGUGGACUGGUGGGCUCUGGGUGUGCUGAUGUUUGAGAUGAUGGCUGGGAGGUCCCCAUUUGACAUUAUCACCGACAAUCCUGACAUGAACACAGAGGAGUACCUCUUUCAAGUUAUUCUCGAGAAGCCCAUUCGCAUCCCAAGGUCUCUGUCGGUGAAAGCUGCCAGUGUGCUCAAGGGCUUUCUAAACAAGGAUCCUAAGGAGCGGCUGGGUUGCCAGGUCCAGACGGGCUUCACAGAUAUCAAGUCACACACAUUUUUCCGCAGUAUAGACUGGGACCAGCUGGAGAAGAAAGAGGUGACGCCACCCUUCAAACCUCAAAUCUCUGACGACUAUGGCCUCGAAAACUUUGACACGCAGUUUACUAAUGAACCAGUGCAGCUAACACCCGAUGAUGAGGACGUCAUCAAGAGAAUAGACCAGUCAGAGUUUGAGGGAUUUGAAUACAUCAACCCCCUGCUGCUAUCCACAGAAGAGUCUGUAUGAAGGAGAGACCAGCUUCCUCCUUCGCCCACCUACUGUUUGUCCAAGCUGCCGUCUCAGCCAAAAACCACUCGCAAGCCAACUCUGAAAGGCGAGGAGGAGGAGGAGGAGGAAGAGUAAAGGACAACAGGGAGGCCGAACUCACCUUCUGGACCUGUCGACAAGGCAAAAGCAAACAGGAGAAUGGGAGAGUUUCCUUCCUGGACGAUUCAGACUGUUUUGUUGGGGUACCAAACUCUUCUUUGUUGGUAUCUACAAGGAAAACAAAGACACUGGACUUCAAGAACAUUCCCUGUCGUCACGUUGUCUUCCCCUUUUCUUUUUCUCCUUUGGCUUCAUUCCUUUCUCCCCUCAGAAUGUCCAUCCUCGUGUCAAAGUGCAGCUUUGACAUUUGAACAGAGAGCUGUUUCAUUCUGUGCCUGCCACCACGAACACAUUUCAGCCCGUCUCACAUCCCUGGAUGAAUAUGACAGUUCUGCUGAAGAAUUUUACGUGCACUUUUUCUUUUCUUUUUUUAAUUUCUUUUUCUAUCUUGUAGGGGGGCCAACGCCUCACACGAAACAAGAAUGUACAAUGACAAAGGAAAAGAAUAAGUUAUUAUUGUGUAUUAUAAUGUAGGUAGUGAAUCCAAAAUUGACGAUGCCUUUUUAUCAAUGCAAGUGGCACAUUUUCAUCUGUACCCACAAACUUUUCCUUUUAUCUUUUAUGAUUUUCACAAACAACGGGGGGAGCUCUAACUGGGAGACGACUUUUUAUUUAAGAAGUGCCUCAAAGAUCGUAUUAAGUACCAUGUCUCUGAUUGCACUUAUCUCUUAUUGAACAUUUGUCUUCACCAAUCAUGACCAAUUGGAACCGCGGCUAGACUGCCAGGGUUGGUCCAAACCAUUCACAUUUUUAGGGGAAUCAAUGUUUUUGGAGUACGGUAGCUUGUGUCAGUCCUGAGUAUUUAUGACUGGUCUAUAGAUUGACAAGAGUAGCAUCUAGCAUCAAAAUGGCAACAACUGGUGGGGUAAAGCUAGGUGUGUAGAUAUUGAAUAGUGAAGAUUGUGUCCUGCUUACCAAGAGUUUUCCCAAUGCCAAACUGUCCUUCAGAAAUGUUACUGAUGGGUGUUGUGCAGCAUCCAUACAGUCCUGUAUUUGUGAUGAAACCCAGCAUAAAGGCGUAUAAAGACCACAGUAUACUCGCUGCCAAUCACAGUCUGGCAGCUCCAGAAACACAUUAUAUCAGGACUUCAGCUGAAAAACAAAAGCAGUUCAUUGGCUCCGGCCUCGGCAGUGUGUACAGGCUUGCUGGCCGAGCACAGAUUCUUCCACACCAGCUGCCACUGCGUGACCAUCUGCAGCCGGUCGAAAAGAUCACAUGACCGGUUGGUUGUGCUGUCUUGUGGAAACGUGUCUCCAUUUCCAUUUUGGGCUCGUUGUGGGUUUCCAUCUCCGCACCAAGGCUGGCUUUACACGAUGUGCAACCUGAACGCAGCUCGGUCCUGUGUUAAAGUCUAAAUGAAAUUAUAAUCUGUUCUUGCAGUUAAAAAUCCUGCUAGAAUGAUAUUCAGAUUUAUUGUUAAUAUUGUUUUAGAGCUGUACAACUAAUCAACAUAUUAUGGAAAUUGUCCAAGUGCAAUAUCACAGAAGCUGCAGUUUGUAAAAUGUUUGACAAACAGCAUUCUAAUGAAGUACUGUACUCCACAGCUUGUUUCUCCAGAUGUACGAAAACAUGUUUGUUUGGUACAAACCCCAACACAUGUCACAUCAUGAUUUUAAUCGUUUUUUGAUUUAUUGUAAGAUGUUUUUGGGGCUUUCUAUGCCUUUAUUUGGUAGGACAGGUUAAGAUAGACAGGAAGGGGGUAUAGUAUAGUAUACUAUUUACCUUUGAAAUGACAGGGUUGAUGCUGGAUGAUCAUGUUUUCUGACUGAUGAUUUUUCAGAGAACAGGGAGCACUACUGUUUCAUUUUACUCAAAAAAGUUGACAAAACCAUUUUCAAGUCAUUUUUCAUAAGUUGGGAUGAACAUCAUGGUAAUUUGGCAAACUAAAGACUCUGAAGCAGACUGUAAUAUUAAAUAUUGAGGAGAGACUGGGGCAAGGUCAAGACGACUAGUUGGACCAACUUUAAUAAAUGAAGCAUUUGAGUUACAUCAGAUCGGACCUGAUUAAAUACAGCAAGAUUUUAGAGAAUUGCUGUGAAAACUGAGUUGCAUCAACUGCAAAAGUCAAUUUUUACUAGUAUUCAGAUACCAGUAUCGAACCACUAGGCGAGCCACCAUGCACCCUGAUUCCAAUUGUUUUUUUCAGUGAAAAUGAAAAUUGUGAUGUAAAAAUUCUCACUCCUACUAAUCAUGAAUCAUAUUGCAAUCAUAAUAUGUCAAACUAAUCACAGUAUGAUUUGUUUUUACCAUACUGUGCACCCCUUUAUUGUUUUAUUUGUAAAAGGAAUUAAAGAAGGUGUUCAGAGAUCCAUCUGAAUUGCUCUGCUAGCCUCUGAGCGGGCAGGCCAGCGUGUUUGUGUGAUGGACAGCAGAGACACAGAGACACAAUGGAAACACAUGCACAGGAGAUUGUAGUGUACGAGCAAAGGACAGACAGCAUAUUGUUAGUGGUGCUGAAGAACUGUUAGGGGACAUGUUCAUUCCAGAGCAGAUAUGCAGUUUAAUAUCAGGACGGGUCAUCGCAGUCAGACAUUUUGUUUUUGUUUGAACAUGGAGAGUAACACAGUGCUUCUCUUCUGAUUUUAACGCUGCUACUUUAAACAUUUGUUCUAUGUGACACAGUUGUAAAUGUGACCCAUUCAACUAAAUACAUCAUUUAACCUUUUUUGUUCCGUGGACAGUUUUCACAUUAGGUGUGCUGUUUUGCGGUUGACCCGUGUCUCCCUCUACGUACUGGUCCCUGAACUAGCCAGGUAAAUGCCCCUAGGUCCGGGAAAAAGCUCUAAUAACACUACCUGCCAAAUUGUCCUGUGCUUGUACAGCAGGGGCGUUUCCAGAGAGGGGGGACCCAUUAUCCUUCCCUCUUUCACUCGCACUGUCUUUCAGACGCUGUAGUGGGCUCAGCUUUAAAGCUAGAGUGAAGAUACUGGUAUAUGAAACUAGAUGACCUGACGCAUCCAUCGCUACAAAAUACUAAAUAACGCUCAAAAGUUAGGCUAAAUUUUGGCCAUGGAAAAACAGGCAUGGAAUUUUUUCAAUGAGGUCCCAUGAACUCUGAAGUCAGGAUAUCUACAAUGGGUUCUAUGGGUCAGUGCCCCAUUUGUCCCUAAUUUUGGACUGAGCAAAAUGCAUCCGUAGCAUUGACUAUUGAAGAAAGUAAAAUUUAGCACCAAAUGUGACGAUCAACUAUCUUUCCUGUUCUCUGAUUAGUUGUUUUCUUUUGGACCCGGUGGAUUCUUGCAAAUCCCAUUAGGAGCACUAGGAGGAGCCAGAGGAACCUGAUUGUUUCACAGUUUAUCCGUCUCAUGUUCUACUGUCAGGAUGUAGUGAAAGUUUCAGUGAAUAUGACAAAAAGUUAUUUCAUAAAAGUCACUGCAGCUUUAAAAUGUCUUAAAUAUGAUUUUGACAGGUCUUCAAAAUUGCUAUGUUAAAUGUUAAAAAGUUAACAUUACUUGCAUUUUUCAGUCUCCAACUACAACAACGAAACUGUCAUGGAACCAAUACUGAUUUUCCUUUAUAUCCUUCGUACUUUUUUUUGCCAGUGUAGACGUGAAAUAGGUCUUAAAUUCCAUUCAUAAUGGUCUUUAAAGCUGUUAACCUUUUGAACCCAGCAGAAACCCUGCUAAAGCAUUGGCAAGAAAUAGUUUUUUACAAUUUCAGUUAAUAGCCAGUCCUAAUCAGGAGUUGUGUUUGUGUCACUUGAAUGUUCUGAUGAGUUUAACCUGCAGUUGCUCAGUGUAAAGCCAGCCCAACACACGGUGGUCAGCUCCCUCACAGCGGUGAUUCGGAGGCUCAGCUUGCCACGCUGUCAGCUCAUCUCCGCAGCGCUACGAUCCAUCGAAGGGAUACCAGAUCCUAAUUUGCAUUUCCCCAGCCGCUGGUGCAGUGUGUGCACAAACAAUAAGAAGCCAUGUUUAUUUGUAUACAGUAACGUUUUAGGCCGUUUUUAGUUCAUGCAACUUUAACUUCAUACACUGCCACCUUUAUACACAGCAAGCAACAUAUUUUUAACUAAAUUUAAGAGCCUUGCUGUUCAAAGGCUGGGAUAGAAUCAAACACAUACACAACACAUCUGAAUAUCAACUACGAGCACAGUUUAAAGUCACAGACAGAAAGAACUCCUCGCCUCCAAAAUGAGCUCUGUGUUGAUCUCUGCGUCUCCGUGCUGCUGAGAAGCUCUCCACUGGCUGAGAUUUAUUUGAUGAAAUCUGACCCGUGCUAAUUUGAUAAGCACAUAAUAGGAUUAAUUAGCUGAUCCUGAGUCAAAGGGUCUCAAUUAGCUGCAGGGCCUUUAGAAGCAGGGAGGAAACAGAUAAAGAGAGGAGAGAUAAUGAAGCAGUUCCACGGUCACUGAUUAGCCCUCCACAAUGAACACACACACACACACGCGCACACACAACGAAAUCGUAGAAAUCACUUCAACGUUCGGGGAAGCUUUAUCCUCCCCAACUCCAUCUCAUUUUCUGCAUUUUUAUAAUGUCAUGUUUUGUUGAUCUAUUUGCACUCCAGGUGAAACAUUAGUGGCAUUUUUAUUUUCUUGAGGGACCAAUGGAUGAACUGGGAGUCCUUGAACCACAUUGCACAGCAGUGAAGGCCAUUGAGACAUCUAAAGGAAAGAGAAUCUCCAUCUAAAAAUUAAUGAACUUACUCCACACAUUUUUUUUCUAACAUAAUGCUGGUUGGAUAUGCUUCAUUUUGCUUCAUCGCAUCUGUGUAAAUAUGUGUAAUUAUUAAAAAUGAUACUGGUUUUCCGUGA